GUACCGGACCAAGGGGCAGCUGGCCAACUUCCAGGAGAUGCUGGAGAACAUCUUCCUGCCCCUCUACGAGGCCACCGUGCACCCAGCCCAGCACCCCGAGCUGCACCUCUUCCUGGAGCACGUGGAUGGGUUUGACAGCGUGGAUGACGAGUCCAAGCCGGAGCAUCACAUCUUCAACCUGGACAGCCCCCUGCCCGGGAACUGGGUGGAGGAGGACAACCCGCCCUACUCCUACUACCUGUACUACAUGUACGCCAACAUGACCGUGCUCAACCACCUGCGCAGGAAGAGGGGCUUCCACACGUUCGUGCUGCGGCCGCACUGCGGCGAGGCCGGGCCCAUCCACCACCUGGUGUCGGGGUUCAUGGUGUCCGAGAACAUCUCCCACGGGCUCCUGCUGCGCAAGGUGAGCGGGGAGGGGGCGCUGGGGGGGCACACACACGCAGGGGACCCCCGGAAUGCCCAAGGGCCUGGAGUGUGUCCCCCCCAGCUGGCCCACGCCAUCCGCCUGCUGCUGGAGUACACGGAGACCCCCUACCAGGAGCGCCAGUACCGCUCUGGCCCAGCCCCCGAUUUUGACCAGAGCGACUGGACCAACGAGAAGGAGAAACUGGGGCUCGACUUCCCCAAUCUCCCGUAUCUCAUCGAUGGCCCCGUCAAGCUGACCCAGAGCAACGCGAUCCUGCGCUACAUCGCCCGCAAGCACAACAUGUGCGGCGAGACGGAGGAGGAGAAGCAGCGCGUGGAUGUGCUGGAAAACCAGCUCAUGGAUUUCAGGAUGGGCUUCAUCCGGCUCUGCUACAACCCCGACUUCGAGAAGCUGAAGGCGGGAUACCUGGAGCAGCUUCCCAAGAAGCUCCAGGAGUUCUCGCGCUACCUGGGCUCCCGCACCUGGUUCGCGGGGGACAAGCUGACCUUCGUGGACUUCCUGGCAUACGACAUGCUGGACCAGCACCGCAUGUUCGUGCCCAACAGCCCCGAAUUCCAGGGAAACCUGGGCAAGUUCCUGCAGCGCUUCGAGGCCCUGCCCAAGAUCUCCUCCUACAUGAAGACCCCACGCUUCAUGAAAACACCCAUUUUCUGGCGCACGGCCAAGUGGAGCAACACCAAGGAGUGAGGGGGGGACCCCCACAAACCCCCCCAAACUCACCCUGCGCCCCAACUCACCCUGUGCCCCUCAGCUCACCCUGUGCCCCCCAACU
Messenger RNA from Empidonax traillii (willow flycatcher), 1202 nucleotides. Its product is annotated as glutathione S-transferase 2-like. Gene Ontology annotation, molecular function: AMP deaminase activity; glutathione transferase activity. Gene Ontology annotation, biological process: AMP metabolic process; IMP salvage. The transcript has 10 exons. NCBI's taxonomy places the organism in Eukaryota, Metazoa, Chordata, Aves, Passeriformes, Tyrannidae. The record is from RefSeq and is a predicted model, not a curated record. Bases 38 to 1117 code for a protein of 359 amino acids. Gene Ontology annotation, cellular component: cytosol.